Molecule: messenger RNA, 2832 nt
Organism: Vanrija pseudolonga
Lineage: Eukaryota; Fungi; Basidiomycota; Tremellomycetes; Trichosporonales; Trichosporonaceae
Gene: mcm6
Product: DNA replication licensing factor mcm6
Exons: 3
Coding region: 1-2832 (943 amino acids)
Biological process (GO): DNA replication initiation; mitotic DNA replication; double-strand break repair via break-induced replication
Cellular component (GO): nucleus; MCM complex
Molecular function (GO): single-stranded 3'-5' DNA helicase activity; ATP binding; single-stranded DNA binding
Source: RefSeq, a predicted model, not a curated record
AUGUCGUCGCCAUACCCGACGCGUCUCCCGCCAUCCUCGGCCCCAGGCGGCACGCCCGCGGCAUCGUCCAUCCCCACGUCGCGGCCCGUCAUCGACCCGCUCGCGUUCGAGGACGUGCGCGGCCUCGGCGGAUCGCGCUUCGACGAUGAAGCGCGCACCGGCGAAGCCACCGACGAGAACGCGCCGCGUGCCCCCCGCCGUACUGUUCGCCCAGACACGGACAACAUCUCGCGCGUCACGGACAGUACGGGACAAAAGGUCAUGGAGAGCUUCCAGAUGUUCUUGGAGAACUUCACUGACAACAUCGACUUCCCCGAGACACCGCGCUCGCUCAGCGGUGCCGCCCCCGAAGAGUCCAAGACGUACAUCGACCAGAUCAGGGGCAUGAAGGACUAUGAGCUUACAACACUCUACAUCGACUUCACCCACCUCCUCGAGCGUGAGGAAAUUUUGGCCGAGGCCAUCAUGGAGCAGUACUACCGUUUCCUGCCCUACCUUCGCCGCGCGCUCCAGAACCUGGUCCGCAAGUACGAGCCGACGUACCUGUUCAUGUCGUCGACGUUCUCGGACCUAUCGGCUGCCGGCAGCACGUCGGCGUCUUGGCUCACGACGCGCGAGUUCUCAAUCGCCUUCUACAACCUCCCCCUCACCGCCGGCAUCCGCGAGCUCCGCAUGAACACGGUCGGCAAGCUCAUGAGCAUCUCGGGAACAGUGACGCGUACAUCCGAAGUCCGACCCGAGCUCAUCAGCGGCACGUUCCGCUGCGAGGAGUGCAACACGAUGAUCUACGAUGUUGAGCAGCAGUUCAAGUACACCGAGCCCAUCAAGUGCCGCAACCAGACCUGCAACAACCGCAACGCGUGGCAGCUCAACAUUGAGCAGUCCAAGUUUUCCGACUGGCAAAAGGUCCGCAUUCAGGAGAACGCCAACGAGAUUCCUACCGGCAGCAUGCCCAGGUCUCUCGAUGUCAUCCUCCGUGGCGAGGUCGUGGAGCGGGCAAAGGCCGGUGACAAGUGCAACUUCACCGGCACGUUCAUUGUCGUUCCCGAUGUGUCCCAGCUUGGUCUUCCUGGAGUGACGACUGAGAUGAUGCGCGAGAACCGCGGCCGUGGUGAGAGCGGAGUGGCAAGCCAGGGUGUCAGCGGUCUCAAGGCGCUUGGUGUCCGCGAUCUGCAGUACAAGACUGCCUUCCUUGCUUGCAUGGUGCGCAACGCCGACGCGCGUGCCGGUGCCACCGACGUUCGCGCGGACCGAGGAGACGGCGAGGAGUCGCAGGAGGACUACCUGAACAGCCUCACUCAGGCCGAGAUCGACGAGCUCAACGCCAUGGUGCACGACCCCGACAUCUUCAACCGCCUCGUGUCUAGUAUCGCUCCCACUGUGUACGGCCACGAGAUUGUCAAGAAGGGCAUCCUUCUCCAGCUCAUGGGCGGUGUGCACAAGCAGACGCAAGAGGGUAUCCACCUCCGUGGUGACAUCAACGUUUGUAUCGUGGGUGACCCUUCGACGUCCAAGUCGCAGUUCCUCAAGUACGUGUGUGGCUUCCUCCCUCGAGCCGUGUACACUUCGGGCAAGGCGUCUUCGGCCGCCGGUCUCACUGCCGCUGUCGUCAAGGACGAGGAGACUGGCGAGUUCACUAUCGAGGCGGGAGCUUUGAUGCUCGCCGACAACGGUAUCUGCGCCAUUGACGAGUUUGACAAGAUGGACGUUGCCGACCAGGUCGCCAUUCACGAAGCCAUGGAGCAGCAGACCAUCUCGAUCGCCAAGGCUGGUAUCCAGGCCACCCUCAACGCGCGCACUUCGAUUCUCGCUGCCGCCAACCCCGUCGGUGGUCGCUACAACCGCAAGCAGUCGCUUCGUGCCAACGUUGCCAUGUCGGCGCCUAUUAUGUCGCGUUUCGAUCUCUUCUUCGUCGUGCUCGACGAGUGCAACGAGGCCGUCGACAUCAACAUUGCUCGCCACAUUGUCAACGUGCACCGCUUCCGUGACGACGCUAUCGCACCGGACUUUAGCACCGAGUCUCUUCAGCGCUACAUUCGCUACGCGCGCACAUUCUCGCCCAAGCUCACGGCGGAGGCGUCGGCUGUGCUCGUCGACAAGUACCGUCAGCUCCGCCAGGACGAGGCCGGCCCAGGCAAGUCCAACUUCCGCAUCACGGUCCGUCAGCUCGAGAGCAUGAUCCGUCUGUCCGAGGCCAUUGCCCGCGCCACUUGCAAGGCCGAGAUCACCCAGAGUAUGGUACACCAGGCGUACAGCCUUCUCCGCAAGUCGAUUAUCCAGGUCGAGCAGGAUGACGUCAACCUAGACGACGAUGUUGCCCCUGAGGCCGCCGACGAGCCCAUGGAUGAGGAUGCCAUUGAUGCCGCCGACAUUGCUGCCCUCGAGGCAGCCGAGUCGAGCCACCAGGCGGCUGGCUCGUCGUCUAGCGCCGUCGCUGCCCCCGCCCCGCGCCGCAAGCUGCAGAUCUCCUACAACCGCUACUUGGAGAUCAUGAACCUCAUCAUCCUCCACCUCAACGACAUCGAGACGACAACAGACGAGGGCGGCGUCGAGCGCGAAGAGCUCAUCGAGUGGUACCUCGAGCAGAAGGAGCACGAGUUUGAGUCGGUCGACGACCUCGAGAAGGAGCGCGACCUCAUCGGCAAGGUCCUCAAACGACUCGUCAAGGACGAGUACCUGCUCGAGAUCCACGGCGAGCUCCUGGACGGCUUGGUACCCUCUGUGACCGAGGAGAGCGCCGAGUCUGGCUCGUCGGACAAGGUCCACUACGUUAUCCACCCCAAGGUCGAUCUGUCCGACCUGUCGUCAUCUGCGCCUGCUGCCACUGCCUGA